AUGAAUGUGGAAGAGGCUGGUGGUGAUGAGUUUCAGGAGGAACAUUUGCCUGAAGGAGGACAAGGAUUUGACUUGAGCACGAAUGAUAUUUUGAACCAAGUUUGGGAAAGUGUGGAAGAUGCAUAUAAGUUUUACCGAAGGUAUGGAAGAGUCAAUGGGUUUAGGGUACGGAAAGGGGACUCAGAGACACGGACUGGUUGCAAAGUAAUGCUAUCAAUAUAUUUGGAGAAAAGUGAGCAGAAGUGGAAGGAUAGGAAGGUAGUACUGGAGCAUAACCAUGACCUAGCACCUGUUGGGAUGUCCCACCUGAUUCAGAAUCAUCGUAAAAUGACGGAUGCGGCAAAGGCUCACAUUGAUGGGAUGCAUGCGUAUGGAAUUGGGACGUCAAAAAUCUUGGGCCACAUGGCUGCUGAUGGUGAUGCGACUGCAACGUUGAUUUACCUUGAAGGAAAGGCUGCUGCUGACCCUAUGUAUGUUGCAUGCUACAACCACACAAAAGAUGAAAGGCUUGGUAACAUGGUUUGGGCUGAUGGGAAUAGCCGGUCUGAUUUUCAGUGUUUUGGGGAUGUGUGGAUGUUACAAAAUUUGUUGGAGGUUAUGUGCCAGAAGAAACCUUGUGUAGCUGUUACCGAUGGGGACAAAGCAAUGAUAAAAGCUGUGAAGUCGGUUUUACCGGAGGCAACACAUCGUUUGUGUGCAUGGCAUGUGGAAAAGAACGUGACAUCAAAUGAGAAAGACGAACGCCUCCGUAGUUUGUUCAAGCAUUGGUUGUACGUGGACAUGGAGGUUCAUGAAUUCAAAGAGGAUUGCGCUCAAGCAAUUGAGGAGUAUGGGCUGCAUAAUAGUAGCUGGGCAAGGCAUAUGCAUAAAAAGCGAAAGCUAUGGGCGAACGGGUAUUUGCGUGACAAGUUCUAUGCCGGAUUCCAGACUAUGACACGAUGUGAGGGAAUAAUUGCUAUGGUUAACAAGUUUUCGAAGUCAAGCCAUACCAUCUUUAAGUUAGUGCAAAAUCUGGAGCUAGUCCUCCGUGAAUAUCGGAACAAGGAGAUGUUGUUGUAG
Messenger RNA from Arachis ipaensis, 1059 nucleotides. The record is from RefSeq and is a predicted model, not a curated record. NCBI's taxonomy places the organism in Eukaryota, Viridiplantae, Streptophyta, Magnoliopsida, Fabales, Fabaceae.